Messenger RNA from Drosophila montana, 1497 nucleotides. Its product is annotated as carboxypeptidase B. Gene Ontology annotation, molecular function: metallocarboxypeptidase activity; zinc ion binding. Lineage: Eukaryota; Metazoa; Arthropoda; Insecta; Diptera; Drosophilidae. The transcript is spliced from 3 exons. Gene Ontology annotation, biological process: proteolysis. Bases 1 to 1497 code for a protein of 498 amino acids. The record is from RefSeq and is a predicted model, not a curated record.
AUGCAUUACGCAUACGCACUGUGGGCCGUUGCAAUAUGCGUGUGCCACACGUGGCUGCCACAGCUGGUGGCAGCAUCAGCAUCAUCAUUAUCGACUGGCGCCAAGCGCUACGAUUUCUUUGCGCGCACCGGCGACAAUCUGGUGCGUUUGCCCUUCUUCGGCGGCGGCGUCGCCCAGCUGCUGCGCUACCUGCGCCCCAUGGAGCAGGCGGGCGGCAUUGAACGGCGCUCGGCGCUGCGCAUGUCGCUGGACGAGAACUACGUGAGCUAUCGUGGCGCUCAACUCUGGAAGCUCAACUUCAAUGGGACACGCAGGCGCGGCGACAGCUCACCGGAUGCCCAGUUCAAUCAAUUUGUGGAAGACUUUGGCAGCGAGGUGUGGAACAUCAACCAGGACGGCAUCGAUAUAAUCAUCGAGCACAAGAAUGUGGCGGCCGCCCAGCAGUACAUGGAACAGACCGCCUUCAGCUAUAACAUCAUGAUCGAUGACAUCGAGACGGCCAUCGAUGAGACCUACACGGAGGUCAACGAGGCGGACACCGAUAACACGCUCGCCAACUACUCGCUGCCCUGGCUAAACCGCGAGGGUGCACUGCUCACCUGGCGAAGGUACCACGAUCAGGGCGAUAUGCAGCAGUUCCUUCAGAAUAUAUUGGAAACGCAUUCCGAACUGGCGGAGAUCGUGCAAAUUGGCCUCACACGCAACAAGCGACCGCUCGAGGUGCUCAGAAUCUCGAAUGGCAAUCCGAAUAAUUGGGCCGUUUUUGUGGAUGCCGGAAUGCAGGCGCGCGACUGGCUCAGCCCUGCGGCGCUGACCUAUGCCAUCUCGAAGCUGAGCUGGCUGUGGGAGCAGGAUGAGGCGGAUAAGGCAAUGCGUCACAUCGAUUGGUACUUUCUGCCAUUGGCUAAUCCCGAUGGCUAUCAGUACUCGCGCCUCACCGAUCGCCUGUGGACCAAGAAUCGCAGUUACGACAGCGCCAGCGGCUGCUAUGGCGUCAAUUUGGAUCGCAACUUUGACUAUGGCUGGGGCCAGGCGGGCUCCACGUCGAAUCCGUGCAAGAAUCUGUACCAUGGCGCGAAGAGCUUCUCCGAGCCGGAGACGCGUGCCAUGCGCAACUUUUUGCUCGGCAUGCGCGACUAUUUGGGCGCAUAUGUGUCCUUCGGUGGCUACGGCCAGGCGAUCACCUAUCCCUGGGGCGAUGCUGACUAUGUGACCAGCAAUCAGCGAGAGCUGCGCAACACGGCCCGCCAGGCGAUCCUCAACUUUCGCCGGCUCAACCAUGCCGAGUACAGCAUGGGCAGCAGCUAUCGCCAGAAGCUGGCGCGAUCGGGCAAUGCGGCCGACUGGGUGCAACAGCACAUUGAGCCGCAAUAUGUGUACAAUGUCUUCCUUAAAGAUCAGGGUCGUUAUGGCUACCUAAUGCCGCCGCACUACAUACUCGAGUCCGGCGAGGAGGCCUACGAAUUUCUCAAGACCAUAGCUCAACAGCUGCACUAA